Molecule: messenger RNA, 444 nt
Organism: Lathyrus sativus (Indian pea)
Lineage: Eukaryota; Viridiplantae; Streptophyta; Magnoliopsida; Fabales; Fabaceae
Source: the annotation of a GenBank genome assembly
AUGGGCAAAGAUCUGAGCGACGAUCAAAUUUCUUCCAUGAAAGAAGCUUUCACUCUAUUCGACACCGACGGCGACGGCAAGAUCGCUCCAUCGGAGCUCGGAAUCCUCAUGCGAUCUCUCGGCGGAAACCCGACUCAAGCGCAACUCAAAUCCAUCGUCGCAGAAGAGAAUCUCACUUCACCGUUCGAUUUCGCUCGGUUUCUGGAUCUCAUGUCCAAACACAUGAAACCUGAGCCGUUCGAUCGUCAGUUACGCGACGCCUUCAAGGUUCUCGACAAGGAUUCCACUGGAUUCGUCUCCGUCAACGAGCUUCGUCACAUUCUCACCAGUAUCGGUGAGAAGCUUGAGCCUGCUGAGUUUGAUGAAUGGAUCAGGGAAGUUGAUGUUGGUUCUGAUGGCAAGAUUCGCUACGAGGAUUUCAUUGCUAGAAUGGUUGCUAAGUGA